This is a messenger RNA of Haliotis rubra (blacklip abalone), 591 nucleotides long. RefSeq names its product P2X purinoceptor 7-like. The transcript has 3 exons. Bases 1 to 591 code for a protein of 196 amino acids. The record is from RefSeq and is a predicted model, not a curated record. Lineage: Eukaryota; Metazoa; Mollusca; Gastropoda; Lepetellida; Haliotidae.
AUGUCCGGAAGUAAUUCAGACAGCGACAGUCUUUCCCUUUCCAUGGAUUGCCAGUCCACAAGCAGUGACUGUUUCUCGGAUACCAAUGAAGAAACAAUUGCAAGGCCUUAUUUGUUCGAGCCGGACGCUAGUGAUAGUGAAAACGGUGACCAGUCUUGCUCAUCACGGUUACAGGAAGAAGAUCGACUAGUGUCUACAUACUGGUGUAGUUGUGACACAUGUGAGACUCAACCUACCAUUGAGGAAUGCUGUUGCUGUCAUGAACAGGCUGCAGUGAGAGAGAAGAUGGAGGAGCAUGAAGAUCAGAUCAGUUGCAUCACUGACCACCCUGGCUUCGAGCAAGUUUGUCUCAGUGUGUAUGCACUGCAGACAGCCUACUACCACUACCGCCAGGAGUAUGGAAGAGGGGAGAUCCAAGACAUUCAUAAGAAAUACAGAUAUACAGCAUAUCGGCAGUUCGUGCGAUGGUGUUGGCAGUUCUUAGGGCGGAAAGUUCGUGUUGUCAUACCCUCCUGUAUCGUCAACAAGAUAAGAGGACGAUUUCCUUCCCCUGAAUAUGCAGGGUUCAAGUAUCCUCAACUGGACAAGUAA